This is a messenger RNA of Penicillium subrubescens, 999 nucleotides long. Its product is annotated as DSC3 family protein. NCBI's taxonomy places the organism in Eukaryota, Fungi, Ascomycota, Eurotiomycetes, Eurotiales, Aspergillaceae. The record is from RefSeq and is a predicted model, not a curated record. Gene Ontology annotation, cellular component: endoplasmic reticulum; Dsc E3 ubiquitin ligase complex. The transcript has a single exon. Gene Ontology annotation, biological process: protein processing. The coding region runs from base 1 to 999 and encodes 332 amino acids.
AUGGCAUCACCAUCCUUUCUCUCCCCUAACAUCGCCAACGACGCCUUCCUGGACGCGCUUCUCAUCACCGUCCGCUUCUCCGCGUCCAUCCCCGACCUCCACCUAGACGUCCCAGAUGCAGAGACCACAACAGGCGCAGGCCUUAAACAAUUAAUCCGCGCCGAACUACCAUCCUCACUCUCUUCCCACCGGCUUCGUCUCAUAUAUGCUGGCCGUGGACUAGAAGAUACAACCGCCCUCGCUACAUCCCUCAAGCUCCCACCCUCUCCAUCCCGCAGCCCACGCCCCGCAGUAGACGAUGACGAUGCAGACGAGCUCUCCGCCGCAGAAAAUGGCUCUGCAAAGAGUAAAGCCAAGGGCAAGCAGCCAGUUCGCGACUCCCGUCCACGUCUCUACAUCCACUGCUCCAUCGGCGACAUUGCACUCUCCGAGUCAGACCUAGCGGCUGAGGCCUCCGUAGCCUCAACCGUCCUCCUACAAAAGAAGAAAGACGGGUUUCGCUCUACAUCUCUCCUCGCACCUCCGGAUACACAUACUCCGCAAUUACAAUCCCAACCCCAACCACAGCAAGCAACAUCUACAACCCCCGCCCCACGCGGCUUCGACCGCCUCUUAUCAGCCGGUUUCACAGCCGCAGAAGUCACAGCCCUCCGAUCCCAAUUCCUCGCCGUGCAGUCCGUCUCCCGAACACCGGAUACUAUGCCCACGGGCGAGGAACUGCGUGAUCUAGAGGAUCGGUGGAUGGACGAGGGGUCGACUGUUGCGCAGGCGCAGGGUGGUGGGGACGCGGGUGAUGAUGAUGGGUUGGUCCUGGGAUCUGGAUCGAGGAAUGCAGUUGAUGAUAUGCUUUGGGGUGUGGUGAUGGGCUUCUUUUGGCCUGUUGGGUGUGCGAUGUGGUUGAGGAAGGAAGAGGGAGUUUGGAGUUGGAGGAAGGGGUAUCAUGUUUUUAUCGGGGUGGGGCUUAGUGCUUUUUUUGGGGCUGCGAGGAUGAUGAUGUGA